Messenger RNA from Acanthoscelides obtectus, 528 nucleotides. Lineage: Eukaryota; Metazoa; Arthropoda; Insecta; Coleoptera; Chrysomelidae. The record is from the annotation of a GenBank genome assembly.
AUGAUUGAACAGGACAAGGUAGACAACGUUGUUGAAAAUCGGUCAGAAGAGAACAUAAACAGUGAAAAUGCGGGGAACAAAACACAAGAAAACGAAAUGAUUGUAAUCGAAAAGGGAAAUCAAAUAACCAUUCAUGCCAAUGUAACGAUUCAGAGAUUCGGUUCAGAGACCAAUUCAGAGAAAGAAAACGAAACUCAAUCUGAAGAAGAUCCAAUACCGAAGAAGAUAGAAUCUGUCCAGAGAAUAAGAACAAAAGCAAAAUUGAAUUUGGAAACCCAAGCUGAAAAAAAUAAAGCCAAGUCGUCUGAUAACUAUUCAAAUGUGAAAGUUGGCCAAAAUGUAAGACUGAAAGUACCUGACAUUGACAGAGCUAAAACUGACCUGAAAAGCAUUAUUGCAGUUGUGAUAGAUGUAAAGGACAAUGAGUUUUACCAACUAGGUACCAAUAUUAUAAGAGAAAGAAGUGAGUCUUCGAGAAGUUGUUGGAAAAUUGUCGUUGACUGGAGGACAAGGAUUAAAAAAAUGUAA